Molecule: messenger RNA, 958 nt
Organism: Onthophagus taurus
Lineage: Eukaryota; Metazoa; Arthropoda; Insecta; Coleoptera; Scarabaeidae
Product: pyrimidodiazepine synthase-like
Biological process (GO): glutathione metabolic process
Cellular component (GO): cytoplasm
Molecular function (GO): glutathione dehydrogenase (ascorbate) activity; glutathione transferase activity
Source: RefSeq, a predicted model, not a curated record
UUAUUUGUUUCUAAACGAGUUAUGUAAAAAUGAAAGCGGCUAACGUUUGUUGUUUACAUUUUUUAAUUGGAUUUUAUGGUAAUGAAUGACACAUUUUUUUUGUAAGUGGAAGAUAACCUCGUUUAUCAACAACGCUUGAGAAAUUUAAUUGUAAUUAUCGGUUUCCAGUUGAAUUUUAUUUUUAAACGUUUUUAGUUGUAAAAUGGGCACUGUUCAUCUUGCGAAAGGUAGCUUGUUGCCACCAAAGGAUCCAAAUAAACUCCGAUUAUACUCUAUGAAAUUUUGUCCUUUUGUGCAAAGAGCUCGAUUGGUACUUUUGGCCAAAAACUUGGAUCAUGAUAUAGUUAAUGUUCAUUUACAAAACAAACCUGAUUGGAUUUGGAGCUUACAUCCAGAAGGAAAGGUUCCAGUUUUAGAUACUGGGUCAAAAAUAAUACCGGAAAGUUUAAAUAUAUGCGACUAUUUAGAAGAAACUUAUCCAAAUCCCCCUUUAUAUCCAAAAGAUGAAACCUUAAAACUGAAAGACCAAGCAAUUAUAAGAAACUUUGGGGAUUUGCAUAUAAAAGUUUUUUAUAGCUUCUUAUUUAAUAGGCAGGGAUUAUCAACGGGAGAGCUAAUCCAAAAAGCAGUUCCGGUUUUGGAAUUUUACGAAAAUGAGUUAUUGAAGAGAGGAAGUGACUUUUUUAAUGGAUCUGAACCUGGAAUGGUUGAUUACAUGAUAUGGCCUUGGGUUGAGAGAAUUCCGAUUAUUCCAAAUGCCAUAGAACUAUAUGAGGCUUUACGUUUUGAACGAUUUGAACGUUUACGAAAAUGGUUUGGGUUAAUGAUGGAACAUUCGGUUGUUAAAAAGACUAUACUACCGGCUGAGAGACAUCGUGCUUUUGGUUUUCAGUUAAUGGCUGGAAAUAAUAUUGACUAUGAUAACAUAUAAAUAAAAAAUAAAAAGAGUUAAAUUUAA